CAAUGCCAUUAUUAUUUCCUUUUCUUCUUGCAUCACAUGUGUCAGGCAGAAAGAAGCAACCAUACUCAUCCCCAUCUGUACAAAAUAAUAUUUUAUAUAUAUAUAAAAAUUAUUCUCUCGACCUUCCCAAUAAAAUCAAAUAAAUUAAAUUAAACUAAUCUAAACAAGCCCUUAUUUCAAUGCAGUUUCAUGUAAUAAGAAGUACCAGCACCUCUGCUUUGCGUAUGCAUAUGUCUACUGCCUAAACCGACCUCAAAAUAAUUGUAAUAAUAAAUUAAUAAGUUUCAUUUAGGUGUCGGUGAUUAAGUGCAGAGUCUGUCUGUUCGUGAAAGAUUAACAGCAAAAGGAAAAAAUAAAAUUAGGAAAGGAAGAAAGAAGAGCAAAAUCUUUGGUACUGUGCGAAAAAGCAACAAAAAAAUGGUGGAAACAGGCAAUCACGAUCACCACGCGCCGCCGCCGCCGACUCAGGCGCCUCCUCCGCCCGCCGUCGCACCGCCGCUCGGCGCUGCGAGAGGCCCGCUUUUCCCUCCGGCGGAGCAGCUCCUUCAGCUCAAUUACUGCAUCCAUUCAAACCCUUCUUGGGUACAAACCGCGAUUCUCGGUUUCCAGCAUUACAUUGUUAUGCUCGGGACGACUGUCAUGGUGGCCAGCGUGCUCGUGCCUCGAAUGGGCGGAGGACCCGGGGACAGAGCACGGGUGAUCCAAUCAUUGCUCUUCAUGUCCGGAAUAAACACUCUUCUUCAGACAUGGUUUGGCACGCGGCUUCCGACUGUAAUGGGCCCGUCGUUCAGUUAUGUUAUAUCUGUGUUUGCCAUUGUCAACGAUCUUUCCGAUACAGAUUUCCAAAGUGAGCAUGAGAGAUUCACUCACACCAUGAGAGCCAUUCAAGGAUCGCUGAUUGUGUCUUCAUUCGUUAACAUUUUACUCGGAUACAGCAAUGCCUGGGGAAAUCUUACAAGGUCCUUGAGUCCAGUAAUUUUAGUUCCAUUCGUCUCCGUAGUAGGUCUUGGCUUAUUUUCACGAGGUUUCCCUCAGCUCGGAAACUGCGUCGAAAUUGGCUUACCUAUGCUGAUUUUGCUGGUGAUUUCCCAACAAUACUUGCAACACAUUCAUCCAGUUGCCCGGCCCAUGCUAGAGAGAUUUGCUUUACUCGUCUGCAUCGGCCUUGUUUGGGCGUUUGCUGCGAUUCUUACAGCUGCCGGCGCUUACAACCAUGUUAAGCAGCAGACCAAAAUAAGUUGCCGUACUGAUCGCUCCUUUCUCAUGUCGUCUGCUCCAUGGAUCAAGAUUCCAUAUCCUUUUCAAUGGGGUACGCCUAUAUUCCGAGCGAGUCACGUCUUUGGAAUGAUGGGUGCCGCGCUAGUUUCUUCAGCCGAGUCAACGGGAACGUUUUACGCGGCAGCACGGCUUGCUGGCGCGACAUCACCACCCGGGCACGUGCUGAGCAGGAGCAUCGGGCUACAGGGCAUUGGGCAGCUGCUUGAAGGGAUAUUCGGCUCAGUUGCCGGGACAACUGCUGCUGUUGAGAAUGUCGGCCUUCUGGGAUUGUCCCGAGUUGGAAGCAGAAGAGUUGUGCAGAUAUCGACUGCUUUCAUGAUCUUUUUCUCGAUAUUUGGAAAAUUUGGGGCAUUUUUCGCAUCAAUUCCAUUGCCAAUAUUUGCCGCGAUAUAUUGCAUCUUAUAUGGUAUUGUUGCUGCUAUCGGGAUUUCGUUUAUGCAAUUUACAAACAACAAUUCUAUGCGGAACAUCUACGUGUUAGGGGUCACAUUUUUCUUGGGCAUAUCGAUCCCCCAAUAUUUUGUGAUGAAUACAGACGGGGCUGGGCAUGGACCUGUCCGGACAAAUGGAGGAUGGUUCAACGAUAUCCUGAAUACAAUAUUCUCGUCGCCGCCAACUGUGGCGCUGACGGUCGGGACAAUUCUGGACAACACAUUGGAGGCGCGGCAUGCCGGCGACGAUCGAGGGCUUCCGUGGUUGCUGCCCUUCCACCACCGGAAGGGCGAUAGCCGCAACGACGAAUUCUACAGCUACCCGCUGCGUAUAAAUGAAUACAUACCCACUCGAUUCCUGUAAUGUAAUUACUAAUUAGUAUAUAUAUACAACAUCUUGUUUGUUUUGGUUGGUAUCGGAUUACAUUUUAGUUAAGUACUAAAUGUAAAUUAUAUGCAUGAAAGAAUGCACCUUAGUUUUCAUUUUUAUAUAUUUUUUGUUUUCAUUUCUGUAA
This is a messenger RNA of Andrographis paniculata, 2224 nucleotides long. RefSeq names its product nucleobase-ascorbate transporter 3-like. The transcript is spliced from 14 exons. Gene Ontology annotation, molecular function: transmembrane transporter activity. Lineage: Eukaryota; Viridiplantae; Streptophyta; Magnoliopsida; Lamiales; Acanthaceae. The record is from RefSeq and is a predicted model, not a curated record. Gene Ontology annotation, cellular component: plasmodesma; plasma membrane. The coding region runs from base 418 to 2073 and encodes 551 amino acids. Gene Ontology annotation, biological process: transmembrane transport.